AUGGAUAUUCAAACCUUGUUAAACAACCUUCAUGAAGAAUUAUCAUGUUCUGUGUGUAUGAGCAAGUACACCGAUCCAAAACAGUUGCCGUGCUUGCAUAGUUUUUGCCUCCAUUGUCUGAAUGGGAUUCCACGAACGAGUGGCAGACGAGAUAAAAUUGCGUGCCCGGAGUGCAGACAGGAAUUCAAUGUCCCUGAUAAUGGAAACCUAGCAGCUUUGCCAACAAAUUUUCGUAUUAACAGCUUGCUCGAUGUAUUAGCAAUAAAGGAGUGCAACACGACCGGAGUUAAGUGUGGAAAUUGCGACGAAAGAACUAAACAGAGCCAUUAUUGUUUCCAGUGUUAUGCUUUCUGGUGCGAGGAGUGUAUUGGUCUCCACAACAGAAUCAAGGCGAAUAAAGAUCACUACGCGCUGGCUUUAGAAGACUUUCAAGAUCAAGACUUUGAGAACAUUUUACAGAGGCCAGAAUUUUGUGCAAUGCCAGGCCAUGAAAAGAAAGAAAUCGAGUUUUUUUGCAAGAUUUGUGAAGUAGCAAUUUGUAACGCUUGUGCGUUGACCGAUCAUGAUGGGCACGGAAAGAUUCUUCUAGAACUGGCUGCAAAUGAACGGAAGUUAAAAGUUAUGUCUGCGAUUGAAUCGCACAGGAAAAGAGCACAAAUAAACAGAAUCAAAAUCACCAAACUUGACGAAUGCCAUAAUGAAGUUCAAGAACAAGCCGCUCGUGUGAAGAAAAACGUACAGGAGUAUGCUGACCGCAUUCAUGCAGCGAUUGAAGCAAAGAAACUGGAGAUCUUUGAUGAUGUGGAACGAAGAACAAAAGCAUAUCUUCAAGAAAUUGGAAAGCAAAAAGAGGAGUUUAAAGAACAGGCAAGACGACAUGAAUCAGAAAUAGAAGAUACUGAAACACUUCUAAAGCGACGCACAAGCACCCAACUCAUGCAACCGAACGAGCAGAUGGACAAAAUAUUAAAGGAAGAAAAUUACCAAGAAGACCGAAGUGAUCGUGAUGACCGUCCAUGUCAGGAAUUUGAUUUUGUGAAGAAUCAAAGGUUAUUUGAUCUCGUAAGUACUGAACAAAUUGGUUCCCUUACCCAAACAAGAGCGCAACAGUCGAGUGCUGAUGGAAAAAGGAUAAAUGAAGCGACUGUUGGACUUGAAGCACAGCUUGUUGUGACAACAAGAAACAAGAAAUGUCAACAGUGUUAUAAUAAUAAUGACUGUGUCGCACUGGAAGUUAGAAAUUGUCAAGGUGAUAACUGCGUAGCCGAAGUGCAAGUCCAAGAUAACAAAGAUGGUACUUACAAGAUCAAAUACUUUGCCAAAGAAACAGGAACAUGCAGUGCAUCACUGAAGGUUAAUGGAGAACAUAUCCGUGGCAGCCCUUUUGAGGUUCAAGUCAAACCCAGACAGUUCAGAUCUGUGUUAUCUUUUGGAGAACAAAUAUUGAAGAAACCUUGGGGGGUAGCAGUAAAUGAACAAGAUGAAAUUGCAGUAGGUGACGUUGGUAACCAUAAGAUUCAUUUAUUUAAGAGCGAUGGAACUCAUGUUAAAUCUUUUGGUGGAAAGGGUGCUCAACACGGUGAGUUUGACUUCCCCUCCGGGACAGUAUAUCAUGGUGACAAUAUUAUUGUAGCUGAACAGGAUAACCACAGAGUCCAAGUGCUAAGUAGACAGGGGGGAUACCUUCGCCACUUUGGGAGGGAAGGAAGUCUUGAUCACAAACUUAGCUCUCCUACUGGUUUAUCUAUUGACAGUGAUGACCAUAUCAUUGUAGCCGAUAGGCAAAACAAAUUAAUUAAGAUAUUUUCCGCUGAUGGACAGUUUUUAAAUAAACUAGGCACAGAGGGCUCUUUCACUGAACCCUUUCACUGUAUUCAACAUAACAACUAUCUUAUAGUAUCAGACAAAGGUGAUCAUUGUAUAAAAUGCUUUGAUAGGAGAGGUAACUUUCCUUACCAAUUUGGGAACAAGGGAAAUGCAGACGGAGAGUUUAACUCACCUCACUGCUUGUCCAUGGACAAGGCAGGACACCUGAUGGUUUGUGAUUCAUUCAAUCACAGGAUUCAGGUGUUUGAUCUGAGUGGGAAGUUUGUCGCUAAGUUUGGAACAAAAGGAAGCGAGAUGGGAGAGUUUAAUAUACCAGUCUCAGCAGCAGUUCUCAGUGAUGGUAAAAUAGUCGUGUCUGACUUCAGAAACAGACGUAUUCAGAUUUUUGAAUGA
Porites evermanni is the source of this 2220-nucleotide messenger RNA. The record is from the annotation of a GenBank genome assembly. NCBI's taxonomy places the organism in Eukaryota, Metazoa, Cnidaria, Anthozoa, Scleractinia, Poritidae.